GGCGGGGAAUGGUUACGCGGCCCGGAGCUGUGUGACGCGAGGCGGGCGCGCGCGCACCCCUACGGGAGGGGAUGGGGGCAGGGAGGAGACUAUAAAACGAGAGGCGGGGCGCGCGCCGCGGCAGAAGGAGCGAAGCUCUGGCCCGGCGCAGAGUGGGCGCACUACGGGGACGCUGGGCCGGGCACCGGGCUGUGUGGAAAAGCGAGCGCGCUCGCCUGACCCGUCCCCGCCACCCCGAGCCACAAGGGUCGAGUUCCUGAGACCCGCGCCGAGGCCCCCGUCCUCCGCCCGGCGGCGCCGUCUUGCAUUCAGCCAGCUGGCCGCUGCCGACCCUCCCGAGCCCCCGCCCUGCCGCCCCUUCUCCCCCGCCCAGCGGCCGGGUCUGUGGUGGAAGCAGCCAGAGCAAGACCACUCAAGGUGAAGGAUAACCUACAGAAUACCAGCACUCUGAAUGAGAAUUUGUUUCUCUGCCACAAACUGAACACUUGUGUGUGUGUGUGUGUAGGGGGGAGUUGAAACACAGAGCUCACUUUGUGGCAUAGCAGCUAUGCAGCUUGAAAUCCAAGUAGCACUAAAUUUUAUUAUCUCAUAUUUGUACAAUAAGCUUCCCAGGAGACGUGUCAACAUUUUUGGCGAAGAGCUUGAAAGACUUCUUAAGAAGAAAUACGAAGGGCACUGGUAUCCUGAAAAGCCAUACAAAGGAUCAGGGUUUAGAUGUAUACACAUAGGGGAGAAAGUGGACCCAGUGAUUGAACAAGCAUCCAAAGAGAGUGGUUUGGACAUUGAUGAUGUUCGUGGCAAUCUGCCACAGGAUCUUAGUGUUUGGAUCGACCCGUUUGAAGUGUCCUACCAAAUUGGUGAAAAGGGACCAGUGAAGGUGCUUUAUGUGGAUGAUAACAAUGAAAAUGGAUGUGAGUUGGAUAAGGAGAUCAAAAACAGCUUUAACCCAGAGGCCCAGGUUUUUAUGCCCAUCAGUGACCCAGCCUCAUCAGUGUCCAGCUCUCCGUCGCCUCCCUUUGGUCACUCUGCUGCUGUAAGCCCUACCUUCAUGCCCCGGUCCACUCAGCCUUUAACCUUCACCACUGCCACUUUUGCUGCCACCAAGUUCGGCUCUACCAAAAUGAAGAAUAGCGGCCGCAGCAACAAGGUUGCACGUACUUCUCCUAUCAACCUCGGCUUGAAUGUGAACGACCUCUUGAAGCAGAAGGCCGUCUCUUCCUCAAUGCACUCUCUGUACGGGCUUGGCCUGGGUAGCCAACAGCAGCCGCAGCAACAACAGCAGCCGUCCCAGCCACCGCCGCCCCCACCGCCGCCGCAGCAGCAGCAGCAACAGCAGAAAGCCUCUGCUCUCUCUCCUAAUGCCAAGGAAUUUAUUUUUCCUAACAUGCAGGGUCAAGGUAGUAGUACCAAUGGAAUGUUCCCAGGUGACAGCCCCCUUAACCUCAGUCCUCUCCAGUACAGUAAUGCCUUUGAUGUGUUUGCGGCCUAUGGAGGCCUCAACGAGAAGUCUUUUGUCGACGGCUUGAAUUUUAGCCUAAAUAACAUGCAGUAUUCUAACCAGCAAUUCCAGCCUGUCAUGGCUAACUAGAAAAAGAAAAAAUGUAUCGUACGAGUUGAAAUGCACGGGCCCAAGGGGGAUUUUUUUUUUUCACCUCCUUGAGAUUUUUUUUUUUUUUUUUUUUUUUUUUAAAGCUUAUAGUAAGGAUACAUUCAGGCUUGGUUACAAAAAUAAAACAUGCAUCAUUUUUCAUUUGCCAACCAAGCACAAAGUUAUUUUAUACUGACUGUAUAUUUUAAAGUAUACUCUCAGAUAUGGCCUCUUACAGUAUUUAAGAUAUAGCAAGGACAUGGCUGAUUUUUUUUUUAUAAAAAAUUGGCACUAAUAAGUGGGUUUAUUGGUCUUUUCUAAUUGUAUAAUUUAAUUUAGUACAAAGUUUGUAAAAUAUCAGAGGAUAUAUAUAUUGUUUCUACGACAUGGUAUUGCAUUUAUAUCUUUUUACUACAGUGAUCUGUGACAGCAGCAGCUUCAUGUUGUAUUUUUUUUACUGAAAUUGUAAAAUAUCCAUCUUAAAGACAUCAACUAUUCUAAAAAUUGUGUACAGGAUAUUCCUUUCGUGGUGGAAUUAAAAUGUACGAAUAUUUGCUUUUUCAAAAAAAAAAUGUAUUUUCUGUUAAAGGUUUAAAGAUUUUUGCUAUAUAUUAUGGAAGAAAUGUAAUCGUAAAUAUUAAUUUUGUACCUAUAUUGUGCAAUACUUGAAAAAAACGGUAUAAAAGUAUUUUGAGUCAGUGUCUUACAUGUUAAGAGGGACUGAAAUAGUUUAUAUUAAGUUUGUAUUAAAAUUCUUUAAAAUUAAAAAGCA
Leopardus geoffroyi (Geoffroy's cat) is the source of this 2360-nucleotide messenger RNA. It is a transcript of the gene TOB1, whose product is annotated as transducer of ERBB2, 1. The record is from RefSeq and is a predicted model, not a curated record. The transcript has 2 exons. Gene Ontology annotation, cellular component: cytoplasm; nucleus. Gene Ontology annotation, biological process: regulation of gene expression. Gene Ontology annotation, molecular function: transcription corepressor activity. Bases 548 to 1588 code for a protein of 346 amino acids. Lineage: Eukaryota; Metazoa; Chordata; Mammalia; Carnivora; Felidae.